Molecule: messenger RNA, 1074 nt
Organism: Aspergillus pseudoviridinutans
Lineage: Eukaryota; Fungi; Ascomycota; Eurotiomycetes; Eurotiales; Aspergillaceae
Exons: 3
Coding region: 1-1074 (357 amino acids)
Source: RefSeq, a predicted model, not a curated record
AUGGCACCGCUCGAGGUCGAGAAUGGCAGUCUUGCCUUUCUCCUGCGCUCUGAUUGGGUUUCCCAAGCCCUGGCCGACCCUUGCUUCUUCCAUGCGACGUUGUUCUCGGCAUCUGCUCACCUGGAUGCUUUCCAGGGCAGAGACAAUAAUCAUAUCACAAUAUACCACUAUACUAUGGCGCUGCGGCUCCUUCGCGAGAAGCUAGCUUCUCCUGGUGGUAUGCUGGACGACGGAACGAUUGCGUGCAUUCCUCCGCUAGUCUUCUUCUCGUCGAUGAGGAGUGACGAGGGCUCAUCCCGGAUUCAUAGGGAAGGCCUGAUGAAGUUGCUCAGAGCCAAAGGAGGACUUCAUAAGAUGGGUUUUGGUGGUUUCUUUUCCGCCUUAAUACCCGUAUGUGUCCUGACAGAGGCGAUUAUAUUCGAUUCUGAGUUUGACAUUCCGGGUCUGGAUAUUCCACCAACACCCUUGGCGCCGCCGACAUGUCUAGUCACGGCCGCUCUCAAGCGGGCCGCGCAUCAGACCGGAUACUAUAACCUUUCCGGCGAAUCGAUCACCCUCUUCCAGGACAUCAGCCUCAUUUGCGGAUAUCCAGAUGGACACUACGUGGCCUCAGCAGGAGGGGAGGGCUUGUAUAACUCCACCGCGAUCAAGUGGCGUAAUCAGCUACAACAAAAGAUCAGCCAGCGCCAUGAUGCACCCGAAAAUGUCCAUCCAUCUACCUCCAAUGGAAUCGAUCAAUCCUGCCAGGCUGCUGCUUUACUAUUCUGGUAUCUCCUCGACGAUUAUUUCUCGGUAAACGCCGGUACUUUGCAAAAGCUACUUCAAAGCUUGAAGGAGGCCUUGGUCAAAACGUCCAUGGAUACCUGGAUCAGGUGCUCCCCCGAGGCACACACAUGGAUUUGCCUAGUUGGAGCGGUGGCCAGUAGCCCUUGCAGUGAGGAUCGAGUGUGGUUUAGUCUGCGCCAUGGUCAGCCGGUUGUAUGUAUUCGCAGUGAAGGCCCAUCUCUCUACCUGGCCUGCUGGAGAACGUAUGACUGGCUAAAUCGUCGGCGGAAAUUGAGGCUCAAGCAUUAA